AUGCCGCCUAUCAAGAAUUCCACCGUGCUCAUCUUCGGUGGCACCUCUGGCGUCGGCUACGGCGUCGCCGACAAGUGUCUCUCCGAAGGCGCCAUCGUGCACAUCUCCUCCUCCAACCCGUCCAAGGUCACCGAAGCCGUCUCCUCGCUGAAGAAGCAGCAUCCCGAUAGCCAAGUCACCGGCCACACCUGCGACCUCUCCGUCAACGAUAUCGAGCAGCACCUCGAGAAAUUGUUCGAGGAAAUCGGCACCGUCGACCACAUCGUCUACACGGCCGGCGAUGCCCUGAUCGUCAAGCCCCUCCAGGACAUCGAUCUCCAUGCCAUUCAUGCCGCCGGCCACAUCCGCUUCGUCGUGCCGCUGCUCGUCGCCAAACUGGCCCUCCGCUACCUGCGACCGAGCUACACCUCCUCAUUGACGUUGACAACGGGCGCGGUCUCGCAACGGCCGUAUCCAAACUGGUCGCUGGUGACGGGCUACGCAACGGGGCUGCAUGGCAUGGUGCAGAGUCUGGCGCUGGAUAUGAAGCCGCUGCGGGCGAAUCUGGUCAGUCUAGGGCCCGUGAAGACGCCUCUGAUGGGGGACAGGGCCGAUGCAUUUGCCAGUAAGACGGUGCUGGGGAAGGUGGGGAGUCCGGAGGAGGUGGCGGAGGCGUAUGUAUAUCUGAUGAAGGACACCAAUGCCACGGGCAGCUGCGUCAGUACGAAUGCGGGGUCUUUGUUGGUAUAG
Aspergillus clavatus NRRL 1 is the source of this 729-nucleotide messenger RNA. Its product is annotated as oxidoreductase, short chain dehydrogenase/reductase family. The transcript has a single exon. The coding region runs from base 1 to 729 and encodes 242 amino acids. Gene Ontology annotation, molecular function: oxidoreductase activity. The record is from RefSeq and is a predicted model, not a curated record. NCBI's taxonomy places the organism in Eukaryota, Fungi, Ascomycota, Eurotiomycetes, Eurotiales, Aspergillaceae.